UCCAUAAAUGUUUAUUAAGGGUCUACUUAGCAGGCAUUGUCCUAGACACUGAAUAAUAAAUAUGAAACAAAAAUAAUUCCAGUCUUUAAUGAGCUUACAACUAGUAGAAAAGAUAAUUACAUGAUUUUCUUUAAAUUCAGCAUAGUACAAUAAAUAAUAAUUAUGACAUUAACAUGAAUUAGGAUACAAAGGAACAAGUAGUCAAUUCUCAGGGAGUUUAUUCACUUACUAAAUUUUAUGAUUAUUGAUAUGAUUAACAUUUUACUUAUUAUUUGUUGACAUUGCUAUAAUUGUUAACAUUAAAUUAUUACUGAGAAUUUACUAUGUUUCACACUGUUCAAGGCAAAGAUGCUGCCAAAGUAAACAAAAUAAACAAAAAUCCCUGUGGUGUAGAGCUUACAUUUUUGCAGGAGACAGAUAGAAAACGUGAAGAAGUAAGAUUAUAUAUAGUAUGUCAGUCUUUAAUGAAGAUGUGCACACUGAAGAAGUGCAAAGUAUGAUGAGAAUACUGAGAGCACAAAUAGAGCGGGAGUAUAGAUUUUUGUGUGGUUCGGACAUAUACUGGUGCUUCCCUACCGGCUCAGCCAACGGGGUAAAGAAUCCUCCCGCAAUGAAAGAGACGUAGGAGAAGAGGGUUCAAUCCCUUGGUGAGGAAGAUCCCCUGGAGGAGGGCAUGACAACCCACUCCAGUACCCCUGCCUGGAGAAUCCCAUGGACAGAGGAGCCUGGUAGGCUAUACAGUUCAUAGGGUCACAAAGAGUCUGAAGUGACUUAGAACGGACAUAACACAUAUAUCGCUUGAGAGGUUGUUUGUUGUUGUUUGGUUGUGUUCUUAAAAUAUAUAUAUAUAUUUUUCUCAGUAUAAUGAAUGGUUUCCUUUCUCACAGGGAUUCCCUCGUGAAGUUCUACUUAGGACUCAUAGCCACUACAGUUUAUACAUGAAUUGUCUCUCAAAGUAGGCAAUGAAAUUGUGCUAAUCAAAUUACAUCAAUCUUUUAAAAGAUCUGACUGCCCGUUACUAAGUACUCAUGGAUACCACUGGAAAGUAGGGCAAAGCUGGGCGAACAGAAAACGGAGAAAAGUACACAGAGGCAAAAAGGACAAGGAGUACAAAAUAACAUUGUAAAGGGAAGAGUUAAGAGUAUCAUUGAUAAUUGCUGGAGCCUCUGAGGCUUCAGUGUACUGACGUUGACUAUUCCUGAGACAGCCCCUGACUGCCCCCUUGUGGCUGGUAGGACAUCCUUCAGCGCCAACACAGUCUAAUAAAAUUUCAUUUAAAAUGACAGGGCAACCUGUAGGGAUUGCGCUGUACUUUCCUGCCCCUUCCCUCUUGAUGUAGCAGAAUACUAUUUUUCUUAGAAGACAAAUCCUCUACAAAUUUCUGUCACACUUUCGACUAAAAUUGUAGCCGGAUAGAUUUGAGUUGACAAUGGACAGGGAAGCCUGGCGUGCUGCGGUCCAAGGGGUCGCAGUCGGACACGACUGAGUGACUGAAAUGAACUGAACUGAGACCUAAAGGGAGCGCGCUCAUGACCUGUCAUGCAUCAUCAAUUUAUCCCAACAGGAAAAGACAAUUGCCUACAUCUCCAAGAAGACAGGGCGGUAUUUAAAUACAACAGGAAGAAGAAAACUCUCUGGUCCACAGAUCUCAGCCAAUCAGAGAUUAAGCAACACAGCCAAUUCGAAGACGCCACAUUUUGGACUCCCAGCUUCCCCAGUGGAUCCUUUAGUUAUCACACCCGCUCCCACCUUCCCCCUUUUCCCUGCAAAAGCAAGUUCCUCUUACUAGUUCUCUGAAUUUGCAUAUAGUCCAUGAUAGUGCACAUAUCCUGAAUUGCAUUCCUCUAGCUAUUCCUAUUCACCUUUGCUGGUAAAAUAAUUGGCUAUUAUUAAUGUUGACACUAUAAUUUUGCAAUGGAUAAUCCUUUACUAUCCAUGGCCAAAAGAACCGAUUAUCUCAAAUACUCUGUUCUGAAGAUUGAGACUAAGGCCCAUUUCUCCCCGUAGAAGUGGUGGGAAUUUCCUCAGGAAGCUUUGCAUCUGCCUUUAAAACGUGCACACAAGUUUUAAUAUAUUUGACAGCCAACAAUUCAUCAGGCCCUGAGGUACAAUUAGAAGCAAUGUCACAACCACUGCCUUCAUGAAACCUGCAAACUAGGGGAAGAAGUUAUCAAAGAACUGCACAAAUAAAUGUGAGCAAACCUACCGAGAUAAACACCAUGAAGAAAAGGAAAGGUUUCUUGAAGGAGGCGACGUUCCAUUAGCAAGCAGGCAAAAGAGGCGGGAAAUGCAUUUCACUAGAGGGAGGCUUUAUCCGUUAGCUACGGCCCCAUAUUUCAUUUGAUAAGUCUUCCUAGUGAGGGUGGAGAGAAAAACGAACCAUUUUCAGGACCAACAGCUUGCCACCUGGGGCGGCCUGAGGGCCCUGCGAAAUUCGGGAAGCUUAGGCAGCGCCUCCACAACUGCCCUCAUCUAGACUCGAACUUCUCGCGAGGUCUGGAAACGAAGAUCAGAAGGUGCGCACCUCGCCUUGAAGUUCUCGCGAGGACCGCACACGAAGAUCAGAAGGUCUCCAUGUGCACGUGCACAGUCGUGCGGGACUGGCAGUUAGAGCGCGCGGCGUACCUGGUUUAGGGGCUCAGGGAUGCCGCGGUUCCUCUAUCUGUGUCUCGGGCUCCUGUUGGUUCGAGUCUCCCGUGAGCUGAACGACAUCAGCAGAGCCAGGAAAUUGUGCGGCCGGCAUCUACUGCAUGAGAUAGUAAAACUCUGUGGCGAUGUUAGCUGGAGCCACGUUGAGAAGGAAAAGCCUAUCUCACAGCUGCUUUCCCAGGCCUCAGAAAAGGUUGAAAGCUUCAUUCCUGACCGGUCAGAAAGCUCCCAAACCACUUUUCCGGUCUGGAGGAGAGCGACAAACCCAGUCCCUACUUCUGCCUCUCAGGAAGAAGCAAUAAACAAUAUGAAGGUGCAGUCACUGCCUGAGUAUCAGUAUAAAAAGGCCAACUUGCCUUUUAAGACAAGACAGGAGGACUCUUCCUCAUCACAAGAUAUCAGUCCAUAUAUUCAUGAGAUUAUAGAAUUUCAGAAGAAAAAUACAAACAAAAUCAAAACCUUAAGCAAUUUGUUUUGGGGGAAUCAUCCCCAAAGAAAACGCAGAGGAUACUCAGAAAAAUGUUGUCAGAAGGGAUGUACAAAAGAAGAACUUAUUAUUGCAUGCCUUCCAUAUAUUGAUUAUGAAAACUUAAGGAAGCGUCAGCAGUUGUGACUGAGAUAUACUAACCAUCAUGAGACUUACACUAACUUAAUAAAAAGCUUAAUAUAUUUUACUUAU
Messenger RNA from Capra hircus (goat), 3328 nucleotides. It is a transcript of the gene INSL6, whose product is annotated as insulin like 6. The coding region runs from base 2645 to 3262 and encodes 205 amino acids. Gene Ontology annotation, cellular component: extracellular region. The record is from RefSeq and is a predicted model, not a curated record. Gene Ontology annotation, molecular function: hormone activity. The transcript has 2 exons. NCBI's taxonomy places the organism in Eukaryota, Metazoa, Chordata, Mammalia, Artiodactyla, Bovidae.